Messenger RNA from Daktulosphaira vitifoliae (grape phylloxera), 1627 nucleotides. RefSeq names its product interleukin-1 receptor-associated kinase 4-like. The transcript has 8 exons. The record is from RefSeq and is a predicted model, not a curated record. Bases 181 to 1563 code for a protein of 460 amino acids. Gene Ontology annotation, molecular function: ATP binding; protein kinase activity. Gene Ontology annotation, biological process: protein phosphorylation. NCBI's taxonomy places the organism in Eukaryota, Metazoa, Arthropoda, Insecta, Hemiptera, Phylloxeridae.
UUCCCACAUUUUCUUUUUUCAAAGGCUGGUGUCGUUAUCGUUGACUAACAAUAAUAAACAAUUAAACUUUGUAUAAUAUUUUGAUAUAUAGCUAGUGUUGUCAUUAACUAAACACUUAAUACUAUAUAUUAAUGUUAAAACAUUCUUUGUGAAUAAUGAGUUAAACUUAAUUUCAGUUUAAUGACAGUUAUGGAUGGAUUACUAGAAGUUCGUAAAAUGGAUGCUGCUAUCAGGUAUGAAUUAAUUAGUUUGUUGGAUAUUAAUGAAGGAUGGAAGCAGCUUAUGUCUGUAAUUACAGUUGACUGUAGUCCUUACAGUGAUUUAAAGUACACAAUUGAUCAUAUAAAUCGUAUAGAGAUAGCUGGACAUACUCAGCGAAGAUCUUGUAGUGAAAUAUUUCUUGAAGAAUGGGGCACAAGUGGCAGGAGAAGACCUAAUCUUAUGACAUUAGCAGAAUUUUUAGUAAAAGCUAAACUACUGAGGGCUGCUGAAUAUGUAACUUCCAAGAUUUUAAAUGGACAAUUACCUGAUAGGCCUAAAGAAGGCCCAUCAGCAUCAAUAGAUGUUUCAAUUAUUGACCAAUUAACUUGUUCAUAUAACAGUGAAGACUUUAGGUCUACUUUUUAUGUUAAUCUGUCAUGCUCCGAUAUUAAUACUAUCAAAAACAAUAAAAGAUUCAGUGAUAUUGAAGUGCCUUAUAAAUAUCUAUAUGAUAACACAGAUGGAUUUUCAAAUUCAUGUUUAAUUGGUAAUGGUGGAUUUGGAAAGGUAUAUAAAGGAAGUAUUAAUAAUUGUGAAGUAGCUAUAAAACGUAUGAAUAAAGUUUUUGAUAAAAAAGAUUUUGAUCAGUACUUAAAAGAAAUAGAAAUAGUUAUCAAAUGUAAGCAUGAAAAUUUGCUUCCUUUGCUGGCUAUAUCAUGUGAUGUAGAGCCAUGUGUAAUUUAUGAAUUUAUGGAAAAUGGGUCAUUAUUGGAUUGCCUUUCAUUAAAAGAUGAAGUGUCAAUAAUUGAUUGGAUGUUAAGAUUGAAUGUGGCUUCAGACAUAGCUAAUGGUUUGGUUUAUCUUCAUACAAAUUUUGAAAACCCUAUUAUCCAUAGAGAUAUUAAGACAGCUAACAUUCUUCUUAAUAGUAAAUUUAUUGCCAAAAUUGGUGAUUUUGGAUUAACACGUGUUGGAGAUCAUACCAUGACAUCUGUAGUUUUUGGCACAUCUGCAUAUAUGUCACCAGAAGCUUUUAGAGGUGAUAUUUCAGUGAAAAUGGAUGUUUUUAGCUUUGGAAUAGUAUUAUUAGAAUUGUUAACAGGACUACCUCCUUAUGAUAAAUCUCGAAUAGGAUGUGAUUUAUUAACUCAUAUUUAUGAAAUUGAACGUCCUAUUAAUGAGUUGUUAGACAAACGAGCUGGAUGUUGGAACUUAAAUAUAGGAAUCAAAAUGUAUGAAUUAGCCAUUCUUUGUACAACUAACAAAUCACAAAGACCAUUCAUGCAUGGUCAAGAAGGAGUACUUGAAUUACUGAAAAAUAUUCAUUCAACUUGUGAUCAUUUAAAAAUUAAUAAUUAUUAAAAUUGAAUACUUAAAAAAUUAUAAAAUAGAGUAUGUAAUAAAAUAAAUUAUAUUUGACACUCAA